Messenger RNA from Halichondria panicea, 1359 nucleotides. Its product is annotated as PCI domain-containing protein 2-like. Gene Ontology annotation, biological process: poly(A)+ mRNA export from nucleus; post-transcriptional tethering of RNA polymerase II gene DNA at nuclear periphery; transcription elongation by RNA polymerase II. Gene Ontology annotation, molecular function: RNA binding; double-stranded DNA binding. Bases 74 to 1336 code for a protein of 420 amino acids. The record is from RefSeq and is a predicted model, not a curated record. Gene Ontology annotation, cellular component: transcription export complex 2. The transcript is spliced from 16 exons. Lineage: Eukaryota; Metazoa; Porifera; Demospongiae; Suberitida; Halichondriidae.
AGGACCUUUAACCUUUGACCUUAUAAGAAUUGCUUUCCAUUUGGAAUGUGAGCUUCUCCAUGUGGACUGAUGAAUGGCGUAUGGAACUAUAAAUACCUACCUGCAGCACGUUGAGCGUGCAUUGCAGGCCUGUGAUGGUGCUUUACUUGCUGAACUGGUAUCGUUUAGACAUCCACAUGUUCAGAACCCCAGAUUACAGGAUGAUUUUGAGAACAAAUGUCAAGCGUAUCUGGAGCCUCCGUUUGACGAAAUGGUGGCUGCUCAUAUCAGGGGGGUGGGUGCUCAGAGGAUGGGUGACGUCAAGGAGAUGUGUGCCUGUCAGACAAUAGUAGUGCAAUCAUUUCUGAGGGCUCUUCAAGCACAAAAGGAGGAGAAUUGGGCUCUGCCAGUACUCAAGAUGGUUGUGCUGGACCUACGACUGUUUGCUCUGAGAGCUGAGAAGGACCUAGUCCCCACAGGGAAAGCCAAACCAGGGGAAAUGCUAGAGAAAGCUGCAGACGCUAUCAUGUCCUGUUUUAGAGUCUGUGUCAGUGACAGUCGAACUUCACUGGAGUAUUCCAAAAAAUGGGGCACCCUGGCUUUAGUGAACCAACUCAUGAAAAUUUACUUCAAGAUCAACAAACUUCACUUGUGUAAGCCUCUCAUUAGAGCCAUUGACAGUUCAGACAUUAAGGAUCAGUUCAGUAUGGCUGACUUGGUCACAUACAAGUAUUUUGUAGGGAAAAAGGCAAUGUUUGACAGUGAAUUCAAAAAAGCUGCCGAGUACCUGCAGUUUGCGUUUAAUCACUGCCAUAUUACAGCCAGAAAAAACAAGAGACUGAUCCUCACCUACCUAGUACCUGUCAAGCUAUUGCUGGGUCACCUACCUCAGCGAGUACUGCUCCAGAAGUAUAAAUUGCUCCAGUUUGAAGACAUCUCUAAAGCCGUUAGGUAUGUACAAAUUGCACUAAAUGCUUUCCUUUAUACCACCCCCUGUAGUCAAGGCAACCUCCUUUUGCUGGCCAAGAGCAUGAAGAAUCAUGAACCAUUCUUCAUUCACUAUCGUGUUUAUCUCAUACUAGAGAAGCUAAAGAUGAUUACCUACCGAAAUCUCUUCAAGAAAGUGUAUCUAUUGAUGGGAACCUUCCAACUGCCUCUGGCUGGGUUCCUAGGAGCCCUGCACUCCCUUGGGGAGAAAGACAUGGAUGUGGAUGAGGUCCAGUGCAUCCUGGCUAACCUCAUCGACAAGGCAUUCAUUCGAGGUUACAUCUCCCAUCAACAUCAGAAACUGGUAGUUAGCAAACAGAAUCCUUUUCCUACUGUAUCGACUGUUCUUAAACAGCAAACAUGCACCUAAAUCAUUAAUUUUUGUUGCCCUGA